Messenger RNA from Daldinia decipiens, 6716 nucleotides. Its product is annotated as nuclear protein 96-domain-containing protein. The record is from RefSeq and is a predicted model, not a curated record. Gene Ontology annotation, molecular function: structural constituent of nuclear pore. Gene Ontology annotation, biological process: post-transcriptional tethering of RNA polymerase II gene DNA at nuclear periphery; RNA export from nucleus; protein import into nucleus. Bases 544 to 6429 code for a protein of 1961 amino acids. NCBI's taxonomy places the organism in Eukaryota, Fungi, Ascomycota, Sordariomycetes, Xylariales, Hypoxylaceae. The transcript has 6 exons. Gene Ontology annotation, cellular component: nuclear pore; nuclear pore cytoplasmic filaments.
CCGGCCUCCUCCUUAUCCUGGGCAUUGAACCCAACCGUGUCAAUUCUCUCUACCUUACUACUUUCCCCCAAGGCUAAACCGUCACAUCUACGCAUCUACUACAAAUCACAGAUUUGUUUCUUUCCUUAGUCGGGUACCGUACCUGGCGCAUGUAGCCAUUAACUUCUUAUUCUACAACAGUCUUUGCCAUAUUUUCUCUUACAUCUAUAUUCCUCGCUUUUCCACGGGGAAUUGAGACAUCUUCAUACAUCAGAUUCUCUCGACGCCCCAGCAGCGCGGAUCGCAGAAAAAAAAAUUGAGCCCCAGUUCGCGAUACUUUUUACCCUGCGCAUCAUCGCCUAAUUACUCCCACGACACUCUUCUACAUCGGAAUCAACCGACCGUUAUCUCGGCUAUUGACCGUUUACCUUCCAUGUCUUCUUCUAUUUAGCGUUGUCUCUCCUCCCAAAUUCGAUUCCACGCGUCAGACGCGCUCUUUCACCAUCUCGCAGGCCGCGUGCCUCGAGCUAACUUAAUCCCAUUCUAAUAUAUCGAACUAUCACCAUGUCGGCUUUCGGUGGAUUCGGCACCGGUGCUGGCGGUAGCGGCUUCGGCAGCAACUCCAACAAUACCUCUACUGGAUUCGGUGGAUUCGGUAACAAUAACGCGACCAAUACACCAGGCUUUGGCGCAAAUACUACCACCAGCGGCUUUGGUGCUCCCGGCAAUACAGGAGGUGGCCUAUUCAGUUCUGGGAGCACACCGUCCAGCUUCGGUACCAACACCGGUGCAUUCGGAUCGACGAGCAAUACCGGCGGCGCGUUUGUUUCCAAGCCUGCUUUCGGCAGCACACCUACGAGCGGCGGCUUGUUUGGUGCCUCUACCACAUCGACAUCGGGUGGUUUCGGUGGCGGCUUCGGAGCUACAAACAACGCUUCAACAUCAAGCCCUUUUGGUGGCGGUAGUGGUGGCGGUACUGGUUCGUCCAUCUUUGGAAACAAUAAUAAACCGGCCUUUGGAACUUCGAACACUGGAACGACAGGCACUGGGCUCUUUGGAGGUGGGACCACGACUAAUAAUACCGGCACCUCGACUGGCUUUGGCGCAUUUGGUAGCACAUCGAACGCUCCCACCAGUACAGCACUGGGUCCGGUGGGCGACCCUCCUGGUACUGGUAAUAUUACGAACUUCCAGCCCUUGGUAGAAAAGGAGAGCCCUGCCAGCUCUGCGCAGAACUCUUUCCAGAAUAUCCUAUUCCAGGACCCGUACAAAAAAUGGUCCGCGGAAGAGCUAAGACUUGCUGAUUACGCAGCCGGACGUCGUUAUGGCGGCACCUCAGGUACUGGGACCUUCGGUGUCGGUUCCGGCUUUGGUGCAUUCGGCACGAAUAACCAGCCAACAAAUUCAUUUGGCACCUCGAACCCGACUGCGAAUACCGGUGGCGGUUUAUUCAGUAAUGCCCCGUCAUCUGGUGGGUUUGGAGCACAGAAUAACUCCACCGCGGGUGGUUUUGGCACCAACACCAGUGCUGGCGGUGGUCUAUUUAGCGCCAACAAGCCAGCACCGACAGGCGGCUUAUUUGGCAGCUCUGCGACGCCUCAACCGGCGCAAUCCGGUGGUGUAUUUGGCACUGGAAACACUGGGUUCAACACUGGUAAUACUGGCACUGGUUUCGGAUCUACGAAUGCCAACACCGGAAGCUCGUUGUUCUCGAACGCCAAUAAUCAGCAGAAGUCCGGUUUCAGUUUCAGCAAUACAGGUAACAAUACUACAGGUGGCUUCGGCGGCAAUACUGGUGGUUUUGGUACCAACAAUAAUACGGCUGGAGGUGGUGGUCUCUUCGGUAACACCAACAAUACCAACCAGACUGCUGGAACUGGCCUCUUCAGCAAUGCGAACCAGCAGAAUACUGGUGGUGUGUUCGGUGGCGGCGGCGGCGGCGGCGGAGGCGGCGGUGGUUUUGGGACCCAGAAUCAACAACAACCCGGAUCGUCCCUAUUUGGCAAUACACAACAGAAGCCGGCAGGGACAGGCCUAUUUGGGAGCACCACAGCCGCUCCUGGAGCCGGUGGCGGUCUAUUUGGCGCAUCGAGUAAUACCGGCGGUGGCUUUGGAGCAACCAAUAAUCAGUCUGGUGGGCUUUUUAACAAACCUGCCACUGGCACUGGUACCUCUGGGCUAUUUGGGAACACUGGUGCGGCUCAGAACACCAAUACUGGAGGUGGCUUGUUUGGAGGUUUAGGUCAGAAUAAUCAGAAUCAGCAGCAACCACAACAAAAUUCCGGCCUCUUCGGCUCGAGUCUUGGCCAAUCCCAGCAGAAGCCAGGUCUGUUCGGAAGUACCACACAGACGGUCGGCGGUGGCCUUUUUGGAAGCCAAUCCAACCAGCAACAGGGCUCAUCCAUAUUCGGGACGUCGACUACACAGCAGCAGCCGCAGAAUAAUGGGAUGGGAGGCUCUUUGUUUGGCAGUUUGCAGGGCAACCAGGCUAUACCGUCUUUGACUGCAAGCAUUAAUGAUCCAACAGCGUACGGGUCUCUAUUUGCUAACCUAGGCAACAACGAGGUGUCUGAUCCCGGCCCACUUGCAACGCCGUCGAAAAACAAGCAAGCUAGGCGGCCCUCUAUUCUCCCCUAUUAUAAGCUGAACCCAGCCUCUGCGUCUCGAUUUGUUACGCCGCAGAAGCGUGGGUAUGGCUUCUCUUACAGCACCUACGGGACUCCAAACAGCUCCUCAAGCGUAUCUAGCACCCCAGGUGCACUGGCGCAAAGUCUGUUAGGCGGUGGUAGUUUGUCACGUAGUCUAGGCAGCUCCCUUGCUAAGAGUGUCUCGUCGAGCAGUCUUCGACGGAACUUCAAUAUCGAGGAUAGCCUGUUGGCCCCUGGUGCAUUCUCUGCUAGCUCUGGAUCAAGGCUGUAUGGCGGUGGCAGCGUCAAAAAACUUGUUAUCAAUAAGGAUUUACGCAGUGAUUUGUUUUCAACUCCUACAAAAGACAAGAGUUUGCCCGAGACUCCCAACAGUUCUCGAAAGCUAACCAAACGAGUCAGCUUUGAUACUAGCAAUGUUGAUGCCAUUGAAGAUGGAGAAGCUGCACAUGGAUCAAACAACUCCACUCCGAGCGCAGAACAGUUAGGCUAUGUUCGACCGAAAAACGUCAAUGGAGUUAACGGCUCCAAGUCAAAUUCUGUCCCCGAAAUGGAGCAGGUGAAGGGUAACGAGCUAGCGGUGGUACAUGAAGAGGAAGCCGUCUCGCCCGAAGGCCGUAACUCAGCGACAGCCGCCUCUGGUGGAGAACCUGGUAAUUAUUGGAUGAAACCAACUAAGGAAGAAAUCCAACUCAUGAAUAGGGUCCAACGCCAAAAGGUCCCCAACUUCACUGUUGGACGCCAGAACGUUGGCUAUGUUAAGUUCAGGGUGCCUGUUGACCUGACUUCAGUCGAUAUCGACAAUAUAUUCGACAACAUCGUCAUCCUCGAAACGCGGUCCGCAACCGUGUAUCCCAAUGCUGCUAAAAAGCCGCCUGUUGGCAAAGGUUUGAACGUUCCCGCGUUGAUUAACCUUGAGCAUUCGUGGCCUCGUGCUUCUCGGAAAGGAAAGCCUAUUCCACUGACGAGACAUAUCGAACGCUUAAAAAGAAUUCCGGACACUAAACUUGAGAACUACAAUACGGAAACAGGCGAAUGGACCUUUUCAGUGGAACACUUCACUACGUACGGGCUAGACGAGUCUGAUGAGGACGAGGAGAGUGAAGUCAAGUCGUCCGCUGGCCCAUUGACUUACCCAUUAAAAAGGGCCCAAUCGCCAUCGCCAGUUCCUGGUUCUGAUGAUGCUGCGUCCGAUGUGAGUGACAUUUUGAAGGGUAAACGAAGCCAUCCUGCACCACCAGGUGCUUUUGAUCCUGAUCAUGAUUCUUACGUCGAAGACGAGGCGGAAAUGGCGGCAGUUGCUGGACCCCAGCCGUCUUUUUUAGGUAAUCGCUCCGUGGGUUCUACGUCCAAUGCUCUUGUCCCUGUGGAUCAAGACGAUAUGGACGAUGAAUAUGCGACGUCCGAGGCACACGAAGAUGCGAGUGCUUCCCUCGGACAGCAUCUUGCCGCGGAGCGUGACGACAACUCGUUCGACGGGUCGCAGUUCGACACUGUGCCAGAGACCCCUGCCGGUAUCAUGAGAGCCCGGAUGCGAGCAAUAAAAGGCUCGGCGACACCGAUGAAAGUUCAGGUCUCAUCCGGAGAUGACUGGAUGGACAUGCUCAGCAAGACGAUUAGCCCAAAAAAGCGGGAUAGGGCGCUCUUAAAAACAAUCAACGAAACCGAUCACUAUCGUGCGCUAGAUGAGGCCCCUCGCGAGGCAUCUCCUACAAAGAAACGCAUCGUACCGGAUAGCCGGGGUUUUGCAACGAGUAUUGAUUUGAUGAACUCAUUGUUUGAAAAGGCCAAGACUCCGGCUGAGAAUCUACAAGCAUCUGUGCGCCCAAACGGUGUCAAGUGGCCAUACAAACGACUCACUAAGCACCUCGAUGAAAGUAAGAUGGACGAAAAAGACCGGAUUUGGCACGACACCAUACGACCAACCUGGGGCCCAAAUGGCACGCUCGUAUUUUCUGCGACUCCUAGUAGCUCGGCAUUUGGGAGAUCAAGUCGUUUAUCUGAAAAAAAUGGACUCAUGAUGGUGUUAAAAGGUGGUAUAGUAUCGGAAUCACAGGAUAUCCGAAUUGCCAAAUUCACGAAUGAGAUGUCAGCUAGAGCCAUUGAUGCGCACACCAAAUUAGCACAAGUUCAACUUAUCGACGGCGUACCAACUGUUAGAUUGAACCCAAAGACAGUACUGAAGGACUUCUCUGUUGGAGGCAACGCCAAGAAUUCAGCCGAGGAGCACGAGAAACUCGUAUGGGAGCUUGCUAGCGUACUUUUCGACAGUAUUAAGGUUCCCGCAGACCUUCAAACUGACCCCGAUGCGCCGGAGAAGCUUCGCCGGGAGAAUCUAUCACGGUUUUGGGAGCGUAUGGUAGAAGACCAGACGAAUAAGACGGCCGCGAUGGCCGGAUCAAGCGAAGAAAAGGCCCUGGCUUCUUUGUCUGGUCACCGAAUCGCCGAGGCUUGCAAGCAUCUCCUUGAUGGCAAAAACUUUCGCCUAGCUACAUUGAUUUCUCUCAUUGGUGCUAACGAUGUUGUUCAGAAAGAUAUAAAAGAACAGAUGAAGGAGUGGCAAGAUGCAAAUGUUCUAUCCGAAUUCUCGCAACCGAUUCGCGCGCUUUACGAAAUGCUCAGUGGCAAUGUUUGUGCCUGUGAAGGAACCAAAGGGGCAUUGGAGAAUCGUACAGAGUCGUUCCUAAUCUCGAAGAGAUUUGGUCUCAAUUGGCAGCAAGCCUUUGGACUAAGGCUUUGGUACGCGACCUCAACGGAAGAUAGCAUUGCGGAUGCUGUGGAAAAGUAUAAGGAGGACGUGGAACAAGACAGGGAACUGCCGCCUACUACAUGGUUCAUAGAACAUGGCAUAAAGGGCAUCUGGAAUGAUCCAGAUGAGGAUCUACGAGAGGAUCUGCUUUGGGGAUUGUUGCGAUUAUACUCGGACACCCAAGUGGAUUUGGAAGCGGUACUACGACCGGAAAAUUCUCAAUUAUCCCCUCUUGACUUCCGACUAUGCUGGCAGUUAGGACAAGCGUUGACAUCUACCGGACGUGUCUCGUUCGGGAAGAAUGCCAUUGAGAAGUCCGAUGCUGUGACUAUCUCUUUUGCAUCACAAUUGACGAACGAGGGUAGCUGGCUUGAAGCAACCUUCGUUCUACUACAUCUUACCGAUCCUGAGGCUCGAUGCAAAGCGAUUCAGGACCACUUAUGUAGACACGCCGGAUUAAUCGGGAACGAAGACUCGAACAAUUUCAUAAAACUCACAACAGACUUCAAGGUUCCAAGGCAGUGGAUUUGGCACUCGAAGGCACUAUUUGCGCGGAGCGUCAAGAAAGACGCAAGCGCCGAAGUUCAGUGCCUUCUUCGUGCAGAGUCGUGGGCUGAAGCUCAUCGCACUUUUAUUAAAGAGGUUGCUCCGGCCACUAUUAUCGAGCGUGACUAUGACACCCUAGCCGACCUACUGCAACAAUUCGAAGGUUACCAUUCGCAGGUCCCCGACUGGAACGUCGGCGGCGAAAUCUACAAGGCGUUCCUUCAACUGAUGGGUUGUCAACGACGAGCAGAGAAUCCGUCCCCUGUUUUGGUCAAUGCUCUACUCGAAGGGUUGCCGGCCAUGCAUGGAAAUACCCCCGAAGCUGGUAUUACAGAAUAUGCGGCUUUGACAGACAUGGCGGCUGAGGUGGCAAAGGUGGUUACAGGUAUGGCGAAGGCAGGAGAGAUGGAACACGAGCGCAUAUUGCACCUACCUCUGACGGAGGACGUUUUGCUGAAGCAUUCCAGGGACCUCGCCUGGUCGCAUUACUCAACCGUGAUGGCAGGCUAAUAAGAACCUUCAAGCCGCAAUAUUAUAAGAAGGAAUGAAACAGAUAACAUAAGCACCCAUUUCUGUAUGAAGCAUGACAGUACCCUAUAGUAGAUAGAUAGUUCUUCGAUGGGGCUAGCGAUGUGCAUGGCUUAGCCUAAGCAUAGGUUAGGGGAGGGCCGAUUAAACCAGCCCGUAAUCGAGAAUCAUGAUGUUCGGAAUUUCUGGUGUCAUAGGGACGACAGCAGAAGAUCAUUGUAUUCGUGUAGCAUAAUAAAGUAGAUAGCAUAAAAUUUGCUAAUCCCCAA